AUGUCGCCAAUGACCAGAAACCGUGGGGUUCCAUUAGCCGAAAGUACACCGGAAAAACCAAACAGAAUUUGGGUAGUAGACGAAUUGGUAGCAAAAUACUACAGCCAACGGGCUACGGAGGGUGGUCUUAUAAUCACCGAGAGUAUAUUGCCCAGUCAAGAGUCUGGUGCCAUGCCUGGUGUUCCUGGAAUGUGGCUUCCUGAGCACGUAGCAGCAUGGAAGCUGGUCACUGAAGCUGUUCACGCCAAGAAAGGUAUCAUAUAUGCCCAAUUGACUCAUCAAGGACGAUGUUCAAUCCCUCAAAUGCAAGGUCUUCCCACAGUCUCCGCUUCAGCAACACCGUGGUCUACUGACGAAAAGUACCCCUAUCCACCGCCAGGAGAGUCCUCGCGUGUGCUAUAUCGAGACUUUCCGCCUAUCGAGCUCACUGUUGCGCACAUCCAAAAGACGAUUGCGGAUCACGUUACCGCGGCGAAGCUAUCAAUUGAAAGUGGCUUCGAUGGCGUCGAGCUCCAUGGUGGCAACGGAUAUCUCAUAGAGCAAUUUCUGAAUUCAAAUGUAAAUACAAGAACAGAUGAAUAUGGAGGAUCUCCUCAAAAGAGAUGUAAGUUUGUACUUGAGCUAUUACGGGCCGUCGCAAAUGAGAUUGGGGAGAACAAUGUCGCGAUCCGGCUAAGCCCAUUUGGUAUCUACAACGAUAUGAAUGAUGAUAGUCGAUGGGUGACUUGGAGCCAUCUUUGUCGCGAGAUUCGUUCGGAUUUCUCAAAGAUCAGUUAUGUUCACUUUGUCGAAGCCCGAAACGACGAGCUGGUAGGCCAUGAAGUAUUCGAGAAGGGCUGGGGUGGGAGGAAGGUUGAUAUCAGUGGGUUUAAGGAUAUUCUUGGGGAUAUUCCAGUUAUCAGUGCCGGUCUGUGGAAUGCUGAGAGUGUUUGGGGUGCUGUAGAAAGCGGCAGGGUUGAUGGUUGCGUAUUUGCUAGGUGGUUCGUCAGUAACCCUGAUUUGGUCGAAAGAUUAAAAAAUGGUUGGCCAUUGAGCGAAUACAACCGAGCGAAGUUUUACGGACCAACAAGUAAACGAGAAGUGGGAUACACUGACUAUCCCACUUGGGAGGAGUUGAAGAAGAAAGAAGAAAAACCGUAG
Molecule: messenger RNA, 1140 nt
Organism: Glarea lozoyensis ATCC 20868
Lineage: Eukaryota; Fungi; Ascomycota; Leotiomycetes; Helotiales; Helotiaceae
Product: FMN-linked oxidoreductase
Exons: 3
Coding region: 1-1140 (379 amino acids)
Molecular function (GO): FMN binding; oxidoreductase activity
Source: RefSeq, a predicted model, not a curated record